GUGUGUGUGUGUGUGUGUUGACAGCGUGUGAGGAGGGUAAACCGUGCCCCCCGGCCUUCUUCCUCACGCCGUUCCUCCAGGCCGUCUACCUCUUCUUCCAGUACAUCAUCAUGGUCAACAUCCUCAUCGCCUUCUUCAACAACAUCUACUUCGACAUGGCGUCGACGUCCAAUAAGCUGUGGAAGUACAACCGGUACCGCUACAUCAUGACCUAUCAGGACCGGCCGUGGCUGCCGCCGCCGCUCAUCCUCCUCAGUCACAUGACUCUCGCUCUCAGCGCCGCCUACAGGAAGUUCAGAGGAGACGCGGAGCGGGAGGAGAGAGCCUCGGGACUCAAGCUGAACCUUGGCCUUGAGGACCGGAAGAAGCUCCACGAGUUCGAGGAGAGAUGUGUGCAGGCCUAUUUCAACGAGAAGGCCGAGGGUCUCCACAGUAGCCAGAUCAACCGGAUCAGGACCACAGCCGAGAGAGCAGAGGAGAUGGUGAUGAUGGUGGGGGAAGUCUCCGAGAAAGUCAUCUUCAUCCAGGACAGCCUGUUGCAGCUCGACUGUCAGCUUGGUCAACUCCAGGACCUGUCGGCGCUCGCCGUGGACACGCUUACUCUGCUCUCUGCCUCCGACAGCCUCCACCAGGCUCGCCUGGCUCAGUGUCAGCCAAUCACGGCGGCCCGCCGCGUCACCGCGUCUCACCACAUCCUGCCGCACAGCUGGACGCUCCAGCACAGAAGUGGAGCCGACUGCGACGGACUAACUGCACGGCGAGCGGUGACCAAGGCGUAUAAAAGUACACCGCCGUCUUUGCUGAAGGGAUGCACGGCGGCGGUGAGCAGACGGGCUUCCCAGGAUGUCGUAGCCAGAGGGAGCAAGGGAGGAAGACAAGGACACCCUGAGGAAGGAGAUGAAGAAGCAAAGCAGGAUUCACCGUCUGCUAUGCUGGAGCCUCCCAGUGAGACUUGUCCCGGAGUCAGACCUGCGUCUCAUGCUUUCCUGUCCCACUUCCAUGGCGGCGGUCCUCUUGGGGGGUUCCGGGACCAGACGCCCUCUGAGUCGUGCGCCCCCUCCCGCUGUGGCUCCCCCCUGUCCCCCCGAGGCCUGGAGUCUCUGCAUUACAAGCACUGGACCUGGGACCUGUACCCCAGCCAGGAGGAGACGUCCAUGGAAGAGGAGGAAGAGGAGGAAGAGGAGGAAGAGGAAAGGUCACGUGACCGUGCGUCUGAUGGCCAUUUAUCCAGAUCCUCGAGCGACGCCGCCCUUCUGUCCCACCCCCGAGACGUCUCCGAGGGUUUGGUGAAUCCCGCCUUCUCUCAGGACGACAGCCGGCCCGUUCCUCGCUGCAGACCUCCCAGCCAAUGGGGAAGGCCGGAGCCGAGGUCGCCCAGGUGGGCGCGGCCGUCCAGAGACCGUCCCUACGGUUUCUGCCGUUCCCUGUCCUCCAGCGUGGAGAAUGUGGCGUUCGACACGUCGCUGCGAUGCAGCAAGAGCAGAGAGUGGUCCAAGUCUUCUGACUUCACGCAGGCUGCAGACGGCCGAGGCAAAAACCAUCACAGGAAGACGGUGAAGAUCCAGGAGAGCAGCCCCGACACG
This is a messenger RNA of Etheostoma cragini (Arkansas darter), 1583 nucleotides long. RefSeq lists its product as uncharacterized. NCBI's taxonomy places the organism in Eukaryota, Metazoa, Chordata, Actinopteri, Perciformes, Percidae. The annotation marks the transcript as partial. Gene Ontology annotation, biological process: protein tetramerization; monoatomic cation transmembrane transport. The transcript is spliced from 6 exons. Gene Ontology annotation, molecular function: monoatomic cation channel activity. Gene Ontology annotation, cellular component: apical plasma membrane. The record is from RefSeq and is a predicted model, not a curated record.